This is a messenger RNA of Hypoxylon fragiforme, 1610 nucleotides long. RefSeq lists its product as uncharacterized. The coding region runs from base 314 to 1372 and encodes 352 amino acids. The transcript has 3 exons. The record is from RefSeq and is a predicted model, not a curated record. NCBI's taxonomy places the organism in Eukaryota, Fungi, Ascomycota, Sordariomycetes, Xylariales, Hypoxylaceae.
UUUUCAGCUCGAGAGUUUAUUGAUGUCACUGGCACAUAUUAGUAUUUGUUUCACCAGUGGGUACUUGCUAGUAGUAAGCUUCAAUGCUAACAUUAAACGUUGAGGCCAGUAGCAGUUCACCGAGGUAAUCUGUAGCUUCCAGCCUUAAACGGCAGUCACAAGGGUAAAUUCAAUAACUUGAAGUGUUCUGCCACAUAUGUACCUAGAGUACCUUGUAGGUUCCUAUCCUCAACAUGCACCUUGAAUAUGGUCGCGGGAAUACAAAUAUCCCAGCUUGUAUGUACAGCCAGAGAGAUCUUAACCCUUCCACGAUAUGCUACGUCUAUCCCCUACCAAGCUCUCCUUGACCAUGACAGAGGUCAAGGAGUUGGAACGACAUCUUCGUUUCAAAAAAUAUCUUGCUAAAGAGGACGUCUUUGGCCAAUUACCCAUUCAUACCGUAAAAAGGGUUACCACUGAAGAAAGGGGUCGAGAAUCGGGAGAUAUCUAUACGAACCAAUCAACACCAGAGCCUCUCUUCAGGAGUCACUCAAUUGGUACUGGUGCAGAAAGCCCGAGCCUUCUGGCAGGUUCGCCCCGACAGCUACCCAAAGCUGGAGACCAUUCCGGAGAGGGCACUUCUCAGGGUUUGUCCAACUCCUCACAAAACGGAACCUCAACUUCGUCGAGCAGGCCGCGUCCUACGGGUUGGGGCAACUUACCAAUGCCGCUCCCUCCACCUUUCUCUCAAGAGAAAAGGUCGGUCUCUAAUGCGCAGUCUCUACCUGUGUCUCGGCAAACCACACAAACACAGUCUCGACCAAGCGAUGCUAGUCAUGAGUCACCUGCCACCCCUCCUAGACGAUCGUCUCUCAGGGAAGCACAGACUGAUAUCCGCCCGGGUUCGCUGUCCCGGAGAGGAAGAAGGCGGCUCGUCAGUUCGGCAGUGAGAUUCGUGGAUUCCAUAGUCCGCUCCUCAAGCCGCGGCUCUCCCUCUCCAUCACCAACGUCAUCACAACCACCCAUUUCUCGUUCCCACCCUGGUUCACCAGCACGUGAGCAGGAUUCAGAGCCGACAAGCGGAUUUAGAAUUUACAACGAUUCUCUUCCGGCGUCAUCACAACCGCAGACACCACUCAGUCUCCCAGAAGCACGCCACCAGAGUCGCCUUCACGGAUCAUAUACUGCCCCUCUUCCGCGUCUACCUUCUCAUUCUGCGUGCCAGCCUAGCACCAGUAAGGACAUUACGCGCAACUCUCCAGGGCUCCAAACACCAGGGUUUCGAGGCCUAUACGAUGGCCGAGAGAAUUCCGAGGACUCAACUCUCUUUUACGAAGCAUCAAGAUUCCGGGAAGAAAGCUCUCUUGAAGCCCUAGAUGCUGAACAAGGUUGAUGAUGAGGUAUUGCGAAUCGUAUUCUAGAUGCCUAGCUGUCCUCGAGCUUUCUCCCCACACCGACAAAGAUCGUAAUACACUAAUGUGUUGGUAGGAUACCACAGGCAGAGACAUCAUCGUGUCUAAGCAUUCCAUUAAAAUCACUUGGCCAUCCCACAGGAGACGGCGCACACGCAGCUCUAGCCAGGAUUGUCUGUACAUAUCGCACAACAGCCAGGAUUUAUCGAAUUAUCACGG